AUGACAGCGAAUAAAAUAACGCAAUUGUACAAAUUCUAUUCUAAAUACCAAUAUCAGUAUCUUGAGAAGACAAACUAUGAUUGGAUUUUACAUUUGCAGUAUUUUGUUCGAUUGUUGCGGUUUGACCAUACAGACCACGACUUAAAAGAAGCCGAGAAACUCUAUGUAGCGUGGCGAGUUGCAUAUAGAAACUGUUUUGGAUCCGAAAAGUGUAAAUUUCCAAACUUUCAUGCAGGCUGUCAUAUAUUUGAGGAUGUCGAUGAUAUUGGUCAUGUUACUUGGUUUUGGACUCUCCUCUAUGAGUUAAAACAUUCCACGUACAAGCAAUUCAAUGACAAAAGCAACAAAAAACAGCUUGAAAAAAGGGCUUCUGAACGAGAAAUGGUCAUGAAAGCUCUUUUUACAAAAUAUCCUCAAUGCAGAAAAUUGAUACCAAGAGCAAAAGAACCAGAAUUCAAGCUUGAAAAAGACAUUUUUGUCCUAUUUGAAACGGAUCAAGGAGAAAUGAACAUUGCGUUCGUUAAACAAGUAACUGAUAAGGUAGUUCUUAGUUCCUUGAUCUUUGAAGUGAAACACAUGGAUAACGUUCCUAUAUGUAUCACUCAAUGCAUUCCACAACUAAUGCUAUCAGCAAUAGAUAUCAGCAAAGUCAAGUCUAAAUGUAGCUGUAUUUGCUAUUCAUUGCCAUCUGGGUUAAAGUGGCAAUUGAAUCAAUUUGCAUUUUGUUAUAAUUUUUGUAAAUAA
This is a messenger RNA of Naegleria lovaniensis, 744 nucleotides long. RefSeq lists its product as uncharacterized. The record is from RefSeq and is a predicted model, not a curated record. The transcript has a single exon. The coding region runs from base 1 to 744 and encodes 247 amino acids. Lineage: Eukaryota; Heterolobosea; Eutetramitea; Acrasida; Naegleriidae.